Molecule: messenger RNA, 366 nt
Organism: Lolium rigidum
Lineage: Eukaryota; Viridiplantae; Streptophyta; Magnoliopsida; Poales; Poaceae
Exons: 3
Coding region: 1-342 (113 amino acids)
Source: RefSeq, a predicted model, not a curated record
AUGGCGUGGCUGGGCCUCGCGCAGGCGCCGGCGGUGGUGGCGUUCGCGCUAGCGGCCACCAUCCUCUCCACGCCGCCGCCGGGGCCGGAGACCUUCUCCAACAUCCCGCCCACGCUCUCCGGGGACGACAAGGCGAGGGUCCGGAUCAAGCACCCCAAGUCGGCCAAGGCGCUGCAGUGCACCUCCAAGUGCGUCGCCACCUGCAUUCGCGGCGGCGAGGGGCCCCUCAACGUCAGGAAGCCCCUCGUCGUCUUCAAGGACCAGUUCCGCAGCCGACAGUACUGCCUGACAGAGUGCUCGGAGAUCUGCAACCUCAUCAAGGACGGCGAGGAUGGGCCUUGACAAAGAAGUUUCUGCCCAGAAAGA